AUGGCCAGCCUUCCCGCUCGACAGCCCUCAUCGCGGAGAGCGUCUUCGCAGCGCUCGGAAGAGCCACUAGAACCCUCCCAAGCACCCGAGUCGCCUCUCCACUCCCACCCCCACUCCAACUCCCCAUCGCCCUCCCAUCGCUCGCCCUCACAACAGUCGCGCGAAUCUCGCUCCCCGGCCCGCUCGCGAUCGGAGGAUUCGGACACCAUCUUCGUACACAGCGCAGAGCACACGGCCGACGCGGAAGGCCAGGCCGAGGAACCGCGGGACAUGGCCUCGCCUCAGUCCAGGAACGAAGAGGAUCGCAAAAAAUGCUGGAUAUGCAUUUCAGAUGAGACCGAAGACACGCCAGACACUGCGCCAUGGCGAGAUCCAUGUCCAUGCGCCUUGGUUGCGCACGAAGACUGCCUCCUCGACUGGAUAGCAGACGUGGAAGCGCCCAGGAAUAGGGCAGGUAGAGGCAUAGGCCCGCCCAAGAUCGAAUGCCCUCAGUGCAAGGCGGACAUACGGCUAUCCCGGCCAAGAGACUACCUUGUUGAUGCAGUCAACACCUUGCAAAGACUAGGCGAUACUGCUGUGAUACCCGUCAGCGUCUUCGCCCUCGCCGGUGCUAUGCAACAUUUGAGUGCGGUGUUUGGGACCCACGCCAUAUACGCCGUGUUCGGCGCUGAAGACAGCUAUAGAAUCCUGCAGCCUUUGUUCGACAUGACCGAGAGGGUGCCUCUAGAGGUGUCCGCUAGAGAUCCAGGACAGGUGAUGGAGCUGAUGUCCAACUUUGUGUUGGAACGAGCGCGCAAUUGGAGACUCCUCUUCGGCCUUCCACUGAUCGCACCAGUGCUAAUUCUGUCGCGGACGUCACUUGCAGAUAGCGUGCUACCAGUCCUACCGAUGGUCUUCUGUGCUUCACAAGCACAAUUUUCUGGCGUCUCUCCAGACUUUGCGACGUGGCCUCCUUCUGCAGGCUUUGCGUUUGCGUCCCUACCAUAUGUCCGAUCACUCUACAAAGCUUGCUACAAGACGGUCUGGGCAAAAAAGGAAGAACAGUGGCGCGAAGCGAUAAAGCCACGAGUGAGUCAGCAAAAUGAGGAAGAUGCUGCCGCUAAUAACGGGCAGAAUCCGGCAGAAGUAGCUCUUGAAGGGGAAAACAUCUUCGAGAUACGGAUAGAUCACAAUGUUUGGGACGAGGGUGAUUGGGACGAAGAAGAAGAGCGACUGGUCCAGCAAGCGGCCGACAGACAGCCUGCUGCCGUGCCACAUGAUAUGAUAGCAGGAGCAGACGAGGCCGCCGCCGCCGCACCCGCACCCGUGAUACGAGAUGGCCGAAUACUGAAUGGGGCUGAGCAGGAGCAGCAAGACGCACCAGCACCAGCACCAGCACCAGACCAACCGAACAACGGCAAUGGUCGUCGCCUCUCGCUCUCGGUCAAUCAUGCGCUACAAAGCGUGGUCGGCGCCUUGUUCUUCCCCACCAUCGCCGGUCUCGCGGGAGAAGCCCUCAAGCUCGUCUUACCACACACAUGGGUGGCCGAACCACCUCCCUCGUUACUCUUUUGGAAUCGAAGACCUAAGGGCUUUCUGCAAAAUAAGUGGGCUCGAAGUCUGGUGGGAGGUUGUCUCGUUGUAGUCUGCAAGGACGCGCUGUUGCUCUACGUGAAGUGGAGAAUGGCGCAGAUGCACAAGAGCAGACGGGUGCUUGAUUUUGACAGGAGCAAGGGAAGGGGACCCCUCCGAUCUUCUUCUCCUUCUUCUGGAUGA
This is a messenger RNA of Sphaerulina musiva SO2202, 1755 nucleotides long. RefSeq lists its product as uncharacterized. Bases 1 to 1755 code for a protein of 584 amino acids. Lineage: Eukaryota; Fungi; Ascomycota; Dothideomycetes; Mycosphaerellales; Mycosphaerellaceae. Gene Ontology annotation, molecular function: zinc ion binding. The transcript is spliced from 2 exons. The record is from RefSeq and is a predicted model, not a curated record.